Molecule: messenger RNA, 3547 nt
Organism: Bicyclus anynana (squinting bush brown)
Lineage: Eukaryota; Metazoa; Arthropoda; Insecta; Lepidoptera; Nymphalidae
Gene: CCT7
Product: T-complex protein 1 subunit eta
Exons: 14
Coding region: 124-1752 (542 amino acids)
Biological process (GO): protein folding
Cellular component (GO): chaperonin-containing T-complex
Molecular function (GO): ATP binding; ATP-dependent protein folding chaperone; ATP hydrolysis activity
Source: RefSeq, a predicted model, not a curated record
ACCACAGAUCUUUAACUCCAUAGAGAUAGAGACUUAAAAGUCAUUUGACUUUGACAUUAGUCUAUAUAAUUUUUAUUGUUUGUGGUCUAAGUUUGUUUUGGUUCGCAAAUUCGAGAUUUCAAGAUGCAACCACAGAUCCUGGUACUGAAGGAGGGCACGGACCAGUCGCAGGGCAAGCCGCAGCUCAUCUCCAACAUCAAUGCCUGCCAACUAGUUGUGGAUGCUGUCCGCACAACGCUGGGUCCACGUGGCAUGGACAAGCUCAUUGUGGACCACAACGGCAAGGCUGUCAUCUCCAAUGACGGAGCCACCAUUAUGAAACUCUUGGACAUUGUUCACCCGGCGGCCAAGACCCUGGUGGACAUUGCUAAGUCACAGGAUGCUGAGGUAGGUGACGGCACCACGUCGGUGGUGAUCAUUGCCGGUGAACUGUUGAAGAGGUUGAAGCCUUUUGUUGAGGAAGGUGUACAUCCACGCAUCAUAGUCCGAGCUGUGCGUAAUGCUGGCCGGCUCGCCGUGGAGAAGGUGAAGGAGCUCUCCGUCAAAGUGGAGAGCAAGUCGCCCGAGGAGCAGAGAGAGCUGCUGCGGAAGUGCGCUGCGACUGCCAUGUCCUCGAAACUGAUCCACCAGCAGAAGGAUCACUUCUCCAAAAUGGUGGUGGACGCUGUACUGUCAUUGGACGCUCCGCUGCUGCCAUUAGACAUGAUUGGGAUCAAGAAGGUGACCGGAGGCGCUCUGGAGGACUCGUUCUUGGUGGCCGGGGUGGCCUUCAAGAAGACCUUCUCCUACGCUGGCUUCGAGAUGCAGCCGAAGAGCUACGAGAACUGCAACAUCGCUCUGCUCAACAUUGAGCUGGAGCUGAAGGCCGAGAGAGACAACGCUGAGGUGCGAGUGGACAACGUGAAGGAGUACCAGCGGGUGGUGGACGCGGAGUGGCAGAUCCUGUACGACAAGCUGGCGGCGCUGCACGCGAGCGGCGCGCACGUGGUGCUCAGCAAGCUGCCCAUCGGCGACGUCGCCACGCAGUACUUCGCCGACCGCGACAUGUUCUGCGCGGGGCGCGUGUCGGACGAGGACCUGCGGCGCACGCAGCGCGCGUGCGGCGGCGCCGUGCUGAGCUCGGUGCGCGAGCUGGCGCCCGCCGCGCUGGGCCGCUGCGCCGCCUUCGCCGAGCGCCAGGUGGGCGGCGAGCGGUACAACAUCUUCACCGGUUGUCCGGCUGCUAAGACCUGCACGCUGGUACUGCGCGGCGGCGCCGAGCAGUUCCUGGAGGAGACGGAGCGCUCGCUGCACGACGCCAUCAUGAUCGUGCGCAGGACCAUCAAGAACGACGCCGUCGUCGCCGGCGGCGGCGCGAUCGACAUGGAGCUGUCCAAGCACCUGCGCGACCACUCGAAGAGCAUCGCCGGCAAGGAGCAGCUGCUCAUCGCCGCCGUCGCGCGCGCCUUCGAGAGCAUCCCGCGCCAGCUGUGCGACAACGCGGGCUUCGACGCCACCAACCUGCUCAACAAGCUGCGCCAGAAGCACCACCAAGGCGAGGUGUGGUACGGCGUGGACAUCCAGAAGGAGGACAUCGCGGACAACUACGCGGCGUGCGUGUGGGAGCCCGCCGUCGUCAAGAUCAACGCCAUCACCGCCGCGUGCGAGGCGGCCGCGCAGAUCCUCUCCAUCGACGAGACAAUCAAGAAUGUGAAAGGUGGUGGGGAGAUGCCGCCUCCAGGCCGAGGCAUGGGCCGCCCGCGCAUGGGAUAAUGACUAACCACCCGCAUCUAAUACUAAUUUAUGACUACUACUCACAAUAAUAACUAGGGAUCUGUGUUACAUGAUCAUCAAACUAUUUUAAUGGCGCACUCGAGGAUCAGUUUCCAAUGGACUAUCGCGUAACCGUAAACGCGAAUUGGUAAAGAAUUGCAACAGUUGUGCAGUAGUGCCAAUAGAGUUCACUGUUCGAGACAGACAGUCUAACACUAAGUUAUUCGAGAAUGAUCACAUGCAGUGGCGUGCAUAAGGUUUUUAACUAGGGUAUGCACUAUAAGGAAAAAAUUGGAAAAAUCCUCGUCCAACUAUGUAUUCUGUCCAAGAUAGAUUUGUAUUGAGUCCUUUUGAGGUAGACAGUGCUUUUUUGCAUGUAUGAAGUGCACAUCACUGUCCACAUGUGAUGUUGACGGAACGGCCGCCAGCGGAAUACAGAGGUCCUAGUGGCAGUUUGAUACUGUUACUGUCACGUAACGUAAACGCGAAUUUCUAAGAAAUUGAAACAGCGCCAUCUAAUGGCACUAAUGCACAACUGUUUCAAUCCCAUAUAAGUUUCCACUUGACUCCUAAAUCGUAUCCGUUACGUGACAUGUAAAAAAAUAUAAAGUAAACUAAGGGCAAUAGACGAAGCACAGUAUCACGCUCCGCGCGAUAGAGUAAUAUAAAGAUUUUUUAAAUGGCUUACAAGGAUUGGUAGAUUAAAACCGCAUUCCCUGACUGUCGGCUUCUUCAACGCAGACGGGCUCACCGAUACAAUACUCGCGGGCAGCGAAUGGUUAACGUAAACGUGAUAGUAACAGUAUGGAAAUAUUGAAAACUCGCACUAGGCACACUGAUGCCGACCGUACGGCGAGCGCCUUAUAUCACCAGCUCACGGAAACAACUCGCGCCACCUAGCGUCGGGACGAGUAAACACGAAACAGUCAAAUGUCGUCAUAUCCUUCUGAGACUACUCUUUUCUUACACUAUAUUAUGUAUAACUAGCGGACGCCCGCGACUUCGUCCGCAUGGAAUUUAGUUUUUCACAAAUCCCUCGGAUUCCUGGAACGCAUGGAAUUUAGUUUUUCACAAAUCCCUCCAGAUCCUUGGAUUUUUCCAGGAUAAAAAGUAGUCUAUGGGUUAAUUCAGGCUGUAAAAUAUCUUAAUACCAAAUUUCAGCUAAUUCGGUUCAGUAGUCGAGGCGUGAAAGAGUAACAAACAUUCAUAUCAUCAAAAUCAUCAGUUUUCGCAAAUCUCGGGAAACCAUAUUUUUUUUCAUAAAAAGUAUAUAAAAGUAUAUAUUUUUGUAUAAAAAGUAAAAGUUUUGUAAAAGUAGCCUAUGUGUUAAUCCAGAGUAAAAUCUAUUUCAAUUCCAAAUUUCAGCCAAAUCGCUUCAGUAGUAGCGGCGUUAUAGAGUAACAAACAUCCAAACAUCCAUACAAACUUUCGCGUUUAUAAUAUUAGUAGAAUAAAAAUUGUAUUAUAUGAAAUUUAAAAAAAUGUGAAAAUGAGUAACGUUUCUUGCACUUCCACGCCUAAAUUAAACCGUUUAAAAAAAAAUCACAAAUAAAAACUACAUUAUCAGCGAUUAAUUUAUUUAGUCCGCUAGUGUAAUAAAAAACUACUUCACACGCAUUUUUUUGCUUGCACUAAUAAAUUCUGUGUUUUUCGUCACAAACUGUACAGAAAUGCAGUUAAUUUUUUUGUUAUUACACGCUUACAAGAAAGAAAGAAAGAAAGGAAUAGCAAUUAAGUUAUUUUAGUUAUGUAAUUAUUAUUAUUGAUAAUGAUAAAUAAAUGAUAGUAUUAACUA